Westerdykella ornata is the source of this 1066-nucleotide messenger RNA. RefSeq names its product Profilin/allergen. Gene Ontology annotation, cellular component: cell cortex. Gene Ontology annotation, molecular function: actin monomer binding. The coding region runs from base 400 to 789 and encodes 129 amino acids. The transcript is spliced from 5 exons. The record is from RefSeq and is a predicted model, not a curated record. Lineage: Eukaryota; Fungi; Ascomycota; Dothideomycetes; Pleosporales; Sporormiaceae.
CAGCAUAUCGCGCAAGCAGCGGAAACUGCACAAGAAUCCCCUUCAACUGCCCAUGCCGUAAAAAUAUAGGCAUACAAGUAGAAUCUAUCGUAUUGUUUGAGGAGCGCCAUCACCCAAGACUGCAACCCCGCAGCAGCCCCACCAUCUACACGGAAACGGUCGCUCUCUUCGUUCCCUCCCAGGCAACGCUGCUCCAACAAAAUCUCCCCCCUUCUGCUUGCCUCCCCGGGCUUCAUUCACCGUCGGAUUAUUAGUCAGUGCGGCGUCAUAUUCCCUGCCUGUUCUGUCUGCGGGUUUGUUUGACCAGCCCAACUGAUCAACCGAGCGCAAACCUCACAUCACAACUACCCCGCGCAUCCCUACCACUACUCCUCUACCACAACACUACACAUCACAACCAUGUCCUGGCAAGCAUAUGUCGACCAAAGCCUCCUAGGCACCGGCAACAUUGACAAGGCCCUCAUUGCCGGCCUCGACGGAACCGUCUGGGCCCACUCCGCCGGCUUCAGCAUCCCCCCCGCCGAGCUCAAAGUCAUCAUCGACUCCUUCUCCGACACCAGCAACCCACCCAAGAUCGUUAGCGAGGGUAUCAAGGUCAAUGGCGAGAAGUACAUGACCAUCAGCGCGGACAACGAAUCGUUAAAGGCCAAGAAGGGCAAGGAAGGCCUCGUCGCCGCCAAAACCGUCCAAGCCGUCCUCAUCGGCCACCACAACGAGGAGAUCACGACGCCCGCUGCCUUCAACUCCGUCGUGGAGUUGCAGGAAUACCUCAAGAAGAUGGGAUAUUAGGCGGGGCGCAUCGGGACGGAUGGCCAAUAUACAAUUCUGCCUUCCUUCUUCUCUUGCGCCCUCCGUCACCGUGCGACCGACUGAUCUGUCGGAUGUUGAUGUUGUAAAUUUUAACGAUACUUUGCAUACCCUCUAGUGAGGUUGAGGGAGGAAGGUUGGGCGGAGAUGAAGAAGGAAAAAGAACGCUUAACGAGAUGAAGCGGUGUCGAUGUGAUUGAUGGUGAUCAUCUCUUUGAUCGAUGCAGAUAGAGCAAUAUACUACUUUUCACAAUUCAAA